Messenger RNA from Camellia sinensis, 1488 nucleotides. The record is from RefSeq and is a predicted model, not a curated record. Lineage: Eukaryota; Viridiplantae; Streptophyta; Magnoliopsida; Ericales; Theaceae.
AUGGCAUUGCAUAGAACUCCAGAAAAAGUUACGGGGUGUGUCAUUGCAUUGCUGUAUUGGCUAUGUGAACAUGCAACUAUCAUUGACUCAGAAGACAGUAACACAACAGACUUCCUAAGAUGUGCCAAGUGGAACCUUCAAACCUUGACGAAACAGCUGCAGAAGACACCAGUCCACUCUCUUGCACCUCAACAGAUUGAUAACAAGCAGCUAGUCAAAAACCCAUCUGAGGAGUUCUGUCUUGGCAAAAAGACGAAGAAAGAAUUAAAAAAGGCAAUUGUCAUAUUCAAGGAGACAUUACAAGAUCCAUCUGAAGAUGGAGGGAAUGAACAAAAAGAAGAAGAAACCACCAAAGAAACCAGCAAUGGACAAGAACAUCAAGCAAGCAGCACAGAAGAAGAAACCACCAAAGAAAGUGAAGAAAUAGAACCAGAAGACAAAGAACAAAAUGAACAGAAAGAAAAUGAUGAAGAAAGUGAUGAAGAAGAAAAUAAUGAGCAGAUGGACCAACAACAUGAUGAAGAAAGUGAUGAAGAAGAAAAUAAUGAGCAGAUGGACCAACAACAUGAUGAAGAAAGUGAUGAAGAAGAAAAUAAUGAGCAGAUGGACCAACAACAUGAUGAAGAAAGUGAUGAAGAAGAAAAUAAUGAGCAGAUGGACCAACAACAUGAUGAAGAAAGUGAUGAAGAAGAAAAUAAUGAGCAGAUGGACCAACAACAUGAUGAAGAAAGUGAUGAAGAAGAAAAUAAUGAGCAGAUGGACCAACAACAUGAUGAAGAAAGUGAUGAAGAAGAAAAUAAUGAGCAGAUGGACCAACAACAUGAUGAAGAAAGUGAUGAAGAAGAAAAUAAUGAGCAGAUGGACCAACAACAUGAUGAAGAAAGUGAUGAAGAAGAAAAUAAUGAGCAGAUGGACCAACAACAUGAUGAAGAAAGUGAUGAAGAAGAAAAUAAUGAGCAGAUGGACCAACAACAUGAUGAAGAAAGUGAUGAAGAAGAAAAUAAUGAGCAGAUGGACCAACAACAUGAUGAAGAAAGUGAUGAAGAAGAAAAUAAUGAGCAGAUGGACCAACAACAUGAUGAAGAAAGUGAUGAAGAAGAAAAUAAUGAGCAGAUGGACCAACAACAUGAUGAAGAAAGUGAUGAAGAAGAAAAUAAUGAGCAGAUGGACCAACAACAUGAUGAAGAAAGUGAUGAAGAAGAAAAUAAUGAGCAGAUGGACCAACAACAUGAUGAAGAAAGUGAUGAAGAAGAAAAUAAUGAGCAGAUGGACCAACAACAUGAUGAAGAAAGUGAUGAAGAAGAAAAUAAUGAGCAGAUGGACCAACAACAUGAUGAAGAAAGUGAUGAAGAAGAAAAUAAUGAGCAGAUGGACCAACAACAUGAUGCUUUUUUUAAGGAUAGAGCAAAAAAUCUUGCAAUAGUUCCUGAAGAUGCAGAUCAUAUUUGGUCAGUAGGACGUAAACCAGUUUAUCCAAAGGGACAGUAA